GAUUGACGGCCAGUGUUCCUCUUCCCAUUGAAAAGCUUUCAUAUCAGCCAGACUAUUCUCCUUUUCAUAGCAUCCAACUGCAUUCAAGAUGUCUGACGAACAAACCUUCAUUGCCGUCAAGCCAGAUGGCGUCCAGCGCGGACUUGUUGGAGACAUCAUGUCCCGAUUCGAGAAGCGAGGAUACAAAUUGGUAGCCUUGAAGAUGGUCUCUCCUUCCAAGGAACAUCUUGAGAAGCACUACGAAGAUCUCUCCUCGAAGCCGUUCUUCAAGGGUCUCGUUACAUACAUGCUGAGCGGUCCCAUCGUGGCUAUGGUCUGGGAAGGCCGUGAUGCUUGCAAGACUGGCCGCUCCAUCCUCGGUGCCACCAACCCUCUUGCCUCUGCCCCCGGCACUAUCCGUGGUGACUAUGCCAUCGACGUCGGCCGCAAUGUCUGCCACGGCUCUGACGGCGUUGAGAGCGCAAAGAAAGAAAUUGCUUUGUGGUUCAAGCCGGAGGAGGUCCAGAGCUGGAAGUCUGCUCAAUUCGACUGGAUCUACGAGAAGCCAUAGAUGGUCCACAAUAACAUGACCGGGAAGAAUCGACCUGCGGCUAGCAUACGUGCCUUCUGCUCCGUCAGCCAUCGCCACAUCCAGACGCAUGAAAUAGCGGAUAGAUUAACACAAUGAUGAUGAUGAUGAUGACGACCUGCGCCCAUUCAUUUAGCCCCAGGCUUUGGUGAGUCCGGGGACCACCUUAGCCGUAUCAAAGGCACCUCUCAGGUUUUGUUUCUUCGAAACAACGAUCUUGUAGCAUUUCCAAUUGGAAUGACGGCGAAUCUUGCAAAC
Molecule: messenger RNA, 826 nt
Organism: Exophiala xenobiotica
Lineage: Eukaryota; Fungi; Ascomycota; Eurotiomycetes; Chaetothyriales; Herpotrichiellaceae
Product: nucleoside diphosphate kinase
Exons: 6
Coding region: 89-550 (153 amino acids)
Biological process (GO): GTP biosynthetic process; CTP biosynthetic process; UTP biosynthetic process
Molecular function (GO): nucleoside diphosphate kinase activity
Source: RefSeq, a predicted model, not a curated record